Betta splendens (Siamese fighting fish) is the source of this 4000-nucleotide messenger RNA. Its product is annotated as sterol 26-hydroxylase, mitochondrial. The record is from RefSeq and is a predicted model, not a curated record. The transcript has 9 exons. Gene Ontology annotation, molecular function: heme binding; iron ion binding; monooxygenase activity. NCBI's taxonomy places the organism in Eukaryota, Metazoa, Chordata, Actinopteri, Anabantiformes, Osphronemidae. Bases 868 to 2412 code for a protein of 514 amino acids. Gene Ontology annotation, biological process: cortisol metabolic process; cellular response to peptide hormone stimulus; cholesterol metabolic process. Gene Ontology annotation, cellular component: mitochondrial inner membrane.
GGAAGGGAGACAGGACUGUCCCCAGUGGAGCUCCUGUGCUGCAGACCACGGUGUCAGACAAACAGUUCUGCAGACAGACGUACUGGGGGCGAUUGUGAGGUAGUCCAUGAUCCAUGAGAUCAGGGGGGCUCCACCUGCAUGUCCUUCAGUUUCUCUCCCAGCAGCGCAGGCUGGAUGGUGUUAAAAGCACUGGAGAAAGAAAAGAAAAGAACAUGAUCCUCAUUGAGGCGCCAGGCUGCAGGUGGUUGUAGGUGCAAUGGAGCAGAUGUAUGAUGGCGUCAUCCACUCCUAGAAGGUGUUGAUAUGUGAACUUGAGGGGGUCGUCUGAGGGUUUGACCAGAGGAUGCAGUGAGUCCAGGAUCAGCCUCUCAAAAGCCUUCAUGAUGUCAGAGGUCAGAGCCACGGGACUGUAGUUGUUGAGGACUCUGGGACGUGGCGUCUCAUUCACUGGCACAAUGCAUGACUUUUUCCACUCAAGGGGAACUCUCUCCAGCUGCAGGCUCAGGUUGAAAAUGGUGUUUGUUUGACUGUGUGGAGGUGGAGGUGGAUGAGCCCUGUGGGUGAUGUGAAGGGGGGCGUAUCCUUUCUUCGGUUGACGUUUCUGGCGGAGUCUAGUAUUUUGCUGCCAAACUCAGUGAGAUCAUGUAUUUAGGCAUUUUAAUACAUUUGUAACAAUAAAGGCUUUGACAAAAUUAGCUUAAAUCUAUGAUUUCAACUCAGUAAAAAAAUUUCAAAUGGUUGAGGAGGCCCUGAUUGAUCCUAGACAGUCACAUGGGUUAAACAUGAGAGAGGUGAGAUGUGGCCCCUCCCUGCUCUGCUAGUCUCCAACACGAACGAGGAACGAGUGUUUGCUGUUCUGUCCAAAUCAUGGCUGUGUGGCUGUGUCAGAGUGCUCUGAAAAGACGUGGCAUGUGGCUUUGGCCACACCGUGUCUUUGCAACUCGGGCGUUCUCCACAGAGAUGGGGCACACCUUCGCCUCCCAGGAUCAACCUCGGCCCAUGGAUGACCUCCCUCACGCCAGCUCUGUGAAGCUCCUCUACAGACUGCUGUUUCAGGGUUUCUACAACCGUACGCAUGAGCUCCAGAUCUAUCAGAAGCAGCAGUAUGGGCCCAUAUACAGGGACAGAGUGAAUGGAGUGGUCAUCAACUCUCCACAACAUCUGGAGGAACUCUUGAGAAAUGAAGACAAGUUCCCUUCCCGAGGAGACAUGUCCAUAUGGAAGGAUUACAGAGACAUGCGAGGAUUCGGCGAUGGGCCUUUCACAGUGGAGGGGGAGCAGUGGUACAAGCUGCGCUCGGUGCUCAACAAACGCAUGCUGCAUCCCAGGGACGCCGCCGAUUACAGUGGAGUGAUCAGUGCUGUGGUCACAGACUUCGUCGACAGGAUCGUGUACCUGCGCCAGUGUAGCCCCAGAGCAGACUUAGUGACUGACUUGGCCAAUGAGCUCUAUCGAUUUUCACUGGAGGGCAUCGCUUCCAUUCUGUUUGAGACGAGACUCGGAUGUCUGGAGAAGGAAAUCCCUGCAGGGACACAGGACUUCAUCGCUGCCAUAGCCCAGAUGUUCUCCAACGUCUUGGCUGUGCUGCUGAUGCCCAAGUGGAGCCGCAGCGUGUUGCCCCACUGGAAACGCUACAUCGCUGGCUGGGACGGCAUCUUCAGCUACGCGAAACAGUUGAUUGACAAGAAGUUGGAGGUGAUUCAGCAGCGCGUCGACACCGGGCAGGAGGUGGAGGGCGAGUACCUGACGUACCUGCUCUCCAACCCUCAGAUGAGCGUUAAUGACGUGUACGGCAGUGUCACUGAGCUUCUGUUGGCUGGGGUGGACACGACUUCCAAUUCUCUCACUUGGACGUUUUACCUGCUUUCCAAGAACCCGCAAUGUCAGGAUAAACUUUAUGAAGAGGUUUCCACGUUGGUACCAGCAGACCGGAUGCCGUCUGCUCAGGAGGUCGUCCGGAUGCCGUAUUUAAGGGCUGUGGUUAAGGAAUCACUGAGGAUGUACCCUGUUGUUUCAAUGAACGCAAGGUUAAUAUCGAGCAAGGAAGUUUCCGUUGGUGGAUAUCGGUUUUCAAAGAAUACCCCGUUCUCACUUUUUCACUACGCCAUCAGCCAUGAUGAGGACACCUUCCAGGAGCCAUUCACGUUCAGGCCUGAGAGGUGGCUCCGUGACGGCUGCGACAGGCCCAACGCAUUUGGAUCCAUUCCAUUCGGCUACGGAGUGAGAGGCUGCGUCGGGCGCCGCAUUGCUGAGCUGGAGAUGUAUAUGCUUCUGUUUCGGUUAAUCAGGAUGUUUGAAAUUAAGCCAGACCCAACAGGAGGAGACUUGAAAUGCAUCAGCCGCACUGUUCUCAUACCAGACAAGCCGCUGAACCUGCGCUUUGUGGACAGACAACGGGAAAAUUCAGCCUGAUUUGUAUUUGCAGAUUUUAAAAAUACCUGAUGCAUUACAGUUUUUAUUGAUCUCUUUGACCUGUUUUAUAGUUUCCACUUAGUUUUCAUCAUCACUAUUCCAACAGAGCAUCUGAAACGUCUUGCAAAUGUGUAAACCUCAUUAGAUUGACACAUGUUCCCUCUCUUUUCCAAAGCAGUUAAUACUGAUGUCAUUUGUCAAGCUGGUAUGAGUUAAUCAAGGGAACAAGUGUCUCCAAGCAUCUCUACAGCUUGUUGCUAUCUCAUGCCCUCAUGUCAGGUUCUUCUGUGUAGAAGAGUGUUUUUCUGUCUCAGGCGCUGGAGUCCGACCCCUAUUUGAAGGUAGAUGGGCAGCUCCCAGUCAAUAACAGGCAUCAGCACUGAGCCCGGCGGGCUUUGUUUGGGGCCUCUCCCCUUUUAAACGCUCCCUCCGGCCUUUCCCCACAGCUGUUUUAUAAUAGAAGCAGGAAUAGAAGCCAGGUAGCAUCUGCCUGAUCUCUGUACGUUGAUGAGUAGGGGGGUUUGUGAGAGUUCUGACUUUCUUGCACUCAUCUAUUAACUUCAUGCUUCAUCACGGGACUGUUGUCCUUCACAGAUUUAUCAUCUGUGUCUCUUACAGUAAUACAACAUGUGGGACAUUUGAACUGUCCUGAGCUAUCAUUACGGUUACAAGCAGAACAUAAUCUCAUUUAUCGUAUGUGUUAAUACAAAUAGAGAGUACACAGUCUACACAGCCUACUGUUGAUAGUAUGUGCGUAGAUAAUAAUGCAUUCUCUUAUUUUUACCUUUUACCUUUACCUUACUCAUGUUUCUGAAUAUUUCCUCACCCCUGGUCAGGUUAACCAGGUUAUCUUCCUUUAUAUAUGAUCAUCUCUAUUAAUGAGGUGGCAUUUCUUGAUAAUCAGAUUAAUUUUGAGUGGUGGGAAAAAAACCUUAGUAUUGAAAAAAACAAGAUAUAUCUAAAAAAAUAAAACUAAACACAACAACUGCAUUUGUAUUAUUAAUGUUAAGUUUGUAUUUUAUUGAAACACUUGACAUUAUGUAAACUGUCUCAAGAAUAGUUUUACAAUGGCUCACUCAAUCACAUUUUAUGAGUGGUAAAUCAAAAUUAACUAACAAUCUGGACAAAAAUGUUGGUGCACAUAGAGAAGAGCAAAUGAUGAAUAAAGCUACAUUAUAUAGGCUAUAUAGGUCAAUAUAGUUUAACAAGAUAACUUCCUAUCCAGUAAAACGUGAAAUGGAUCAGCUGUGUGAGGGUGGAUCUGAGAGAUUCUGCAGGUCUUUCCUCCCUGUUGAAGCCAGACUCUACAGUAAGCAAUGUUACAUUUUAAACCCUGUUCAAUAUUCAUAAUAAUAAUUAUUCACCCUCUCUGCCUCUCUCUCUGCCUCUCUGUUUCUAUGUGUGUUUUGUUCCGCUGUGGGACUAAUAAAGGCAUUCAGAUUCUUUUACAUUUUGGCCAGUUAAUCAGAUCAAUCCCCGGGGCAGCCAGCAGGGGGAGACGUCACCGCAUAAAGAACCCCGAACCCGACCAGUGGCGCUUCUCAUCACUGCUGGAGUAACAGCUUGAUGUGCAGGGCAGCACCGAGCC